UUUGAACUUUCAUGCGUUGUGAGCACAACUUCUCUUCCGCCGAACAAGCUUUCGCCAUCACCUUCAUUCUACCGCAGCCACUAGCCGAUUAUGAAGGUUCUGCUGCUCGUAGCCUGCCUUGCUGCAGUGGCUAACUGCAUGCCCAUGCAGCGUCAGCUGGACCUGCAGUACUCGUACACCGCUAACGAAACCCAGCUGGAGCACCACCAUGCCUUCAGCGAACUCGGCGUGGACGUGUCCCAGCCCACGGGCCUCACGGCGUUCAAGUGCCUGAAGCAGAGCGGUCACAAGUUUGCCAUUGUGCGUGCGUAUGAAAGCAUUGGUGCGCCCGACUCGCAUGCUCCCGCCACCAUCUCCAAUGCCUGGGGAGCUGACUUCAGUCACGUCGAUGUCUACUUGUUCCCAUGCUAUCGCUGUGGCAAUCCUGCCGCUCAAGUCCAGUCCAUGGUGAGCCACCUGAGUGGCUCUCGCUACGGUAUGAUUUGGCUGGACGUUGAGGGAUCAUGGAGUUCUUCAAAAACGGACAACCAGAAUUUCUUCACUGAACUCGCUGCAGCAGCCCGUAAAGAGAAGUCGACCGGCGUGUAUACAUCUCAAUACCAGUGGAGCAGCAUAAUGGGAGAUUGGGAUGGUGGAAGCCACUUGCCUCUCUGGUACGCCCACUACGACAACAACCCCUCGUUCUCCGACUUUGAGAAGUUUGGCGGGUGGGACCGUCCCAACGUGAAGCAGUAUGAGGGUGAUAAGUUUGAGUGUGGUGCUGGUGUGGAUCUCAACUACGAGCCUGGCUUGUAAAGCUGCAAUCAGCAAUGUCAUGCGGCAGGCAUGCAUCCAUGCCUUUGCAGAUGCAACUGGAACUGGAGGCUCUAAGUGUCCUGUACCUUGCAGCACCUCACACAAUACACUGCUGGAACAUGUGUUUCUCUCAACCAUUUUCUUGUACCCGACUAAAACUAGCGGGACCACGUCAGAUGAGAAGAGCUCCCCUGGUCCAGGGCAUGGAUGCAUGCACGUACUGAUAUGAUUUGUGAAGUUGCCGCCCUGUUCUUGUUGUCUUACUGGUAUAUUUUCCCCUCGUCGUUGUGAGUUUGUCAAACUUAAAUUCCAAUCAUGUUCCCCAUUAGCAUAAACUGAGGGUUCCCACGUGUAUAAUGUUGUACUUGUACAUCCUAUGUACAAAAUCUCAACCAGUGAGGUUACCGUAUUUCCCAGUAAGUUAGUACGUACUAACUUUCGAACUUA
Molecule: messenger RNA, 1242 nt
Organism: Sycon ciliatum
Lineage: Eukaryota; Metazoa; Porifera; Calcarea; Leucosolenida; Sycettidae
Product: probable GH family 25 lysozyme 2
Exons: 8
Coding region: 91-795 (234 amino acids)
Biological process (GO): cell wall macromolecule catabolic process; peptidoglycan catabolic process; signal transduction
Molecular function (GO): lysozyme activity
Source: RefSeq, a predicted model, not a curated record